AUUUUUACUCAACAGUCAAUUUCAGUGUUGUUUGCUGGACAGAAAGGAUGCUUAUCUGACGAGCAGUGUUCAACGAGGGAACCGAAUGCCACCUGUGACAGUGGGUACUGCGUUUGUCCAGCAACCAAGCCUUUGGUCCAUGGUGGAAAAUGUGUUGAGGGCUGUCCGGAAGGAUUUGCUAACAUUGCCGGAAGAUGCUACGAUCCAACAACCGUGAUCUUUAUGGACUCAGUGGAUGAGAGGAAGAAUGGAACUAUUGGAGGAUAUUGCUUGGAUACAGUGGUGGAAGAAAAAAGAUGUGAGGUGAAGAACAGCUACUGCAGCGAAAAGACAGUAACUUGUCAGUGCAAAGUCGGAUACACUCUGAGCAUGGAUUUCAAAAACAGAGCCGAUAAAGGGUCUUGCAAGCAAGAUGAAUCAUCCAAGUUCCACGCUGAGCCUGAACCUCAAUCGGAACCAGUAAUCGAUGACGAGCUAUUUUUUGUCGACAUAGGUUCGAAUGCUUCGGACGUAGACUCAGUGAACACGACGAAUCCGACCAACUCAACAUCAGAUGACGAUGCCGAUGAUCUAACCAAAUACCUCUUCCAAACAGACGAGCUAACUUCAUCACUCGCAUAAUUGUUGACACUUGAGCUAUUAUAUGAUUGUAUAUCGUUAAACUCAGCAUGUCAGUGCUCAAAAGCUCUGAAGUUGUGUUUUCUCUGUUCAAAAGAGAGCGACGUGUUUGUACAUAUAUAUGUCGUUUAAUUUAUUUCAUAAACAUUUAGAAUGAAUGUAGAGAGAGUUCGUAAACGGAAAAGCACCAAUAUCUCGCUUACAUUGUACUUAAUGUAGGUUGCAGGAAGUGCUACAAUUUACUAUAAAUGUUUUCUUAUUGACUGCACUCGUAUAAUAAACUGCUCAAAAAUUCCA
This is a messenger RNA of Cylicocyclus nassatus, 915 nucleotides long. Lineage: Eukaryota; Metazoa; Nematoda; Chromadorea; Rhabditida; Strongylidae. The record is from the annotation of a GenBank genome assembly.